AUGACACAGAUGCGUGAGCGACUUCGCGAAAUGGGUCACUCCGGUUCAUGUGCCUCCUGCAAGGCUGAUAACGCCACUCGUACCUGCUGUCAUGAAUCCCGUCGUUCUACCUGUGAUUACUUUGAUUACUUCACUGAUGACGAAGAGGAGAAUGAGGAAGAGAAAAAAGGGGAGAACUAG
Penicillium egyptiacum is the source of this 180-nucleotide messenger RNA. The record is from the annotation of a GenBank genome assembly. NCBI's taxonomy places the organism in Eukaryota, Fungi, Ascomycota, Eurotiomycetes, Eurotiales, Aspergillaceae.